This is a messenger RNA of Oryza brachyantha (malo sina), 1505 nucleotides long. RefSeq lists its product as uncharacterized. The transcript is spliced from 7 exons. The record is from RefSeq and is a predicted model, not a curated record. The coding region runs from base 225 to 1133 and encodes 302 amino acids. Lineage: Eukaryota; Viridiplantae; Streptophyta; Magnoliopsida; Poales; Poaceae.
CGUCGUUCCUCUUCCUCCUCCUCGCACGCCGCCGCGCUGCCAACGCCACGGAUAGAAGAAGCCGCGCGGCCCCUCCCCUCCCAGGCUCCCACCACCAAACCAGGAGAGAAUCUCCCUCCUCCUCCCCGUCCUCGGGGAUCCCCUCCGCUGCCUCCACCAACCCGCGCGCGCGAUCUCCGGCCUUGGGGAGAUUCAGCUUGCAGAACCUGCCUAAUCAUUUGGAAAUGGAGAGGGGGCGGAAUGGAAGGGAUGACUUCUUUGGCGGGAGGGACCCGUUUGCCGGAUUCGGUGGCUUUGGUCGUCAGAGGAGCUUGAUCUCUGGCUUCUUUGGGGGGAGGGAUCCUUUUGAUGAUCCCUUCUUUACUCAGCCAUUCAGUGGCGGGAUGCAUGGCCCAAGUCUUUUUGGGCCAAUGGGAGGGCCAUUUGGAGACAUGAGAAAUGAUGGGUUCCUUGAGCAGGCUCCUCCUCCCAGAGUUAACAGCAAGAAGCCUAUUAUUACAGAGCUUGAUGAAGAGGAAGGAGAGAAUGCAGAGGGGCAUGCUAAUGAGCAAGCAAGCCAUGAGUCAUAUGUUCAACAACCAGAUGAUGAAAUGCAAGGGGGCCAAAUGCAGCCACGGAGGGAUUUCAACAGGGCGAAUGAAGGGCAGCCACAAGCUCGUGUGUUCACAUAUCAGAGCUCUACUGUGACCUAUGGUGGUGUCAAUGGAGCUUACUACACUGCUUCGCAAACUCGAAGGACUGGAAGUGACGGAAUAACUGUGGAAGAAAGCAAGGAAGCAGAUACUACAACCAAAGAGGCUACUCAUAGAAUCUCACGAGGAAUUCAUGACAAGGGGCACUCACUAACAAGGAAGUUAAAAUCGGAUGGCAAGGUGGACACUACACAGAUAUUGCACAAUCUUCAUGAAGAUGAACUAGCGGGGUUUGAGGAAUCAUGGAAGGGGAAUGCUGGGCAUCACUUGCCUGGCUGGAACCAAAAUGCUGGUACAUCUAACAAUAAUGAACCAGGUAAUCGUGGCACCAGUGGACGUGGCAGGCAAUCUGGAUGGGGCUGGGCGCUUCCUGGAACGGAGCAAGGCCGUGAUCCGAGACGGAACGGACGACCAAAAUCACGAGUCAUACCAAUUUCCUGAAAGAGUUUAUUAUCCAUGGAUCGAAUCAGUGAACUGCUGCUGUGAAAGCAAAAUGCAUUAAGAUUCAGGUCCAGAGGAUUAGGUUCAGGUGAAUACUCCUGUUUCCUGGAGGUCCAAAUGUACCCUACGACCUCAUGUAUGUAUGUACCGGAAACUGUAAAAACACUACGGAGAGUGUGCGCUGUGCUGCUUUUCGAUCUGUAGUAGUACCAAAUAGGUCGUCGUUGCCACGUUGCUGUUCGCUCAUGGUGAAAACUGAAAAAAAAAAAGUGCUUGUAAAGGUUCGUUUCGCUCUACUCGUGUGUAUGCCCAUUGUAAUUCUGGAAUCCAGAGCCGCGUAAACGUGUGACCAGAUACUGUGUUGAGAUCAAA